Bactrocera neohumeralis is the source of this 428-nucleotide messenger RNA. RefSeq lists its product as uncharacterized. Lineage: Eukaryota; Metazoa; Arthropoda; Insecta; Diptera; Tephritidae. The coding region runs from base 51 to 428 and encodes 125 amino acids. The record is from RefSeq and is a predicted model, not a curated record. The transcript is spliced from 2 exons.
UCUGCCAUUUGUACGGAUUAAAAAAGCUAUCUGAUGUCAAUAGUGCUAGAAUGGAAAUUUUUCAUAAAACGUACAAGGUAACUGAUACGUCUCAACCCUUCUCAUUAAACUAUGACGCUUGCAACUUACCACCCUGCCGAUCAGAACUACAACAACAUUUACUGCGAGCGAAGUAUAUUGCGUGUUUGUGGAGGAACGCGCACAAUCGUAUUCUUACGGAGUUGUCGCCAACAGAUUACGGAUGGAAAAACGUGGAUGGAAAGUUGGAGCCGAUCUGGUUUGUUGGAAACCAACUUCCUGAAGCGUACGAGGACAUCGUCAUAACACCUAAUAUUCUAGGAGAUACUUCUGAUGCAGAAGUGCAAAAUGAGGAGGAAGUUCAAGAUGUGGAAACCAACUUCGCCGAUGACUCGAAUGACGAAAAUUGA